AUGUACUUCAACUCAUUCAUUAAACGCAUAUUUACUGUGCCAGGCACCAUGCUGGGUGCCCGAGACAUUUCAAUAUGUUUUAUUCGUCCUUAAUGAAAAAUGGAGCGGGGACGAUGGGGGGUGGGGGCGCGGUCUGGAGAACAGUGAGAUGGGGGAUUUUCCACAGAGGCGGUUAUCUACAAACAAAUACACAAGGAACGAAUACCCAAGGCUGAAUAUUACUGAACUGAGAAUCUAGGUGAGUGAUAAAGGCCCUAAGAACCCAGCUCCCAAAGGCUGGACACUGCCCAAGUCCCUGUCUGCUCCACGGGCAGGUCUUUUAAAGAGGGAAAGGGGGCAUUCACAGCCAUCCUCCGAAGGGGUUGUGGGUCCAAGGCACGGUCAGGCUGCCCAGCUCCUCACUGUAGCUAAUUCCGCCCCAUUUUCCAGCAGCAUCACUAACUCAGUACUUCUGCAGGAAUUUUGGCCCUCUCUCUCCUAGAAAGAGUCUGCUAAAAUACACUUAACUCUCCUAUAUCUCCGGUUUUCUUCCGAGUUUUUCAAAAGACAGAGUUCAGGGGAGGAAGGCAUCAAGCCUAACCGGGGUGGAAUUCCCUGUUUGCAAGCGGUGCCCGCCCGGGCUAGAGGGCAGGCUGUCUGCUCACUCUUCCAAACCCAAUCUUUGAACCCUCCUCAGCACCGGAGGGGAGGAAUGUGCGGAAGCAGCAUAAAGCCAGGUGGACUUUCAGGUUUAGCACGUGAAGGGCCUAGAACAAGACUGUAGGGGAAAAUCAGACAAUGAGAGGGAAAAGGUGAAGCUUAAGGGGACUCCGGAAAAAUUCAACACCCCCGCAGGGUUUCAAACAAUCCCCAGGAAAGUUCUUUUGAGAGAUCACAAGACAAAACUAGGCAAACAGAUGCCUCCGUUUUAAAAGAGAUUGUGAGCAGCUUGAGGCAGCAAUGAAACCUGACUCCGGGCCAGGAGAGCCUAGGGUCGAUCCACCGGAGCGCGCAGGCAGCGAGGGGUGCUCGGCGGGGGCCAAGCGGGGCCCGCUGGCAGCUCGUUCUGCCGCCGCAGAGCCGCCGGGAAUGGGGACUCGCCUCGCUGCCUGGGGGAGGAAUAACCCCAGGGACCCGCCUCCCCGGGUUCAGAGAGCCGGGCAGGUCCGGAACGAAUUCCCCGGACAGGAGAUCCCCAGUCUCCGCCGAGAGAGGCUCCUCCCCGCCUCGCCGCGGCCAGUCCGCGCCCGCGUCCCCGCUUACUUUUGGUCGCAGCGAUGAGGUUCUUCCCGUCCUUGAUGAGCUCUUUGAUGAACUUGUUGGUCCUCUCGAGUUCCGCUUCGUGAGCGCGGAUCCUCUCCCGGAACCACGGGCUGUCGAGGUAGCAGUCGCUGAACUCCAGGGGCUGCAGCCCCAUGACUGCAGCGGUCCCGGCGCGGUGCGCUCGCCGCGCGCUACUGCCCGAGCCGAGCUCCGAGGCCGCUGCCAGGUGCGGCGCCGCGCGUUCGGGGAGCCCGCAGGAGCUAGCAGGCCCGGGCGCGCGGCGAGCGAGGAGCGGACAUGUCCCACAGAGCCAAGUCCUGCAGAGCGGAGGAGCGGCCGCCGAAGCCGAGACCAGCGCGAGCCGCGGCGCCCCAAUCCCGGCAGCCCCCGCCAAGCCCUGAGCGCCCGCGGCCCCGCCCCGCCCGGCCCCCGCGCUCCAGACACUCCCCGAGGCGCCGCCCGGCCCGGCCCGCGUUCUCGUUCGCCCCCUUCUCUUUCCUCCGCCUUCCUUCUUCCUCCCUUCCCUUCCCGGGACUGCUCUUCCCCACGAGCAACUGCCCCUCCUCUUCCUUGCGAGGCGUCCUCGGGCUAGAAUCUCGCCCCGCGGCUCGCGCGAGCCCUCCCCUUCGCUUGGGCUCCCGGGGCCGGGGUGACUCACAGUCGGCUCCCGGCUGCAGGGAAUCCGACCCGGACGGAGAAGGAGCGUCUUAAUUGCAGUUAAGUCCCCGCAGGCGAGCGACCUAACUCAGAGGUGGCUGCCUUGCAGGAGAUGAUUGACUCAUUUAUCUCAUUUAUCCUGGGACGCCCCGCAACCCCCGAGCUGGGAACGAAGUCGCACAGGGGGCUCUUUUCGUAUCCCGGUUCCCUUCCCCGUUUAAAGUGAGAUGCGUGGUAAAUCUCCGCUUGAGAUCGAAGCCUUACAAAGGCAAGAGAGUUUUCUGGGUAGCCCAGCAGCUUCUAUUACACUCCUCUGCGUAUCCACACUAAAUGACUUAGGUGAAGGGAGAGGGUGGCUAAACCACAGAAAAGUUGUUUCUGUUGUGUUCAGCAGAUUAAAUUUGCUUGGGUAGCUAGAGAUGAUCUUUAUUAUUCUAAAAAUAACCACCGGAAAACAUGCCAGGUAACGUGUGGUUUUCACCGCGUGGGGUCACGAUCACUGAGAAUUUAUGCCAGUGCCCUCAAAAAGCCUAUUUUGUGUGUUCCGUAACAACUCCAGUGUGUCCCCAAAAAAGUUAAGGCAUUUGAAAGUGUUGAAAUGUAUACCUUAGGCCACACGCGGUGGCUCACACCUGUAAUCCCAACACUUUGGGAGACCAAGGCGGGUGGAUCACCUGAGGUCAGGAGUUCGAGACCAGCCUGGCUAACAUGGUAAAACCCCAUCUCUACUAAAAAUACAAAAAUUAGUUGGGUGCGGUGGCACGUGCCUGUAGUCCCAGCUGAGGCAGGAGAAUCGCUGGAACCCGGGAGGUGGAGGUUGCAGUGAGCCGAGAUCGUGCCACUGCACUCCAGGCUGGGCGACUGAGCAAAACAA
Molecule: messenger RNA, 2773 nt
Organism: Cebus imitator (Panamanian white-faced capuchin)
Lineage: Eukaryota; Metazoa; Chordata; Mammalia; Primates; Cebidae
Product: translation initiation factor IF-2-like
Exons: 1
Coding region: 1540-1953 (137 amino acids)
Source: RefSeq, a predicted model, not a curated record